GGUCACACUGCAAGGCUAAACUAGAUGUAAAUAUUCGCACACGAUUUCAAUUCCAUUUGAAGAACAUGGCUCAAGGAAAUCAACCUGUCGAUGAAGGAUUACCCUGCAACGCUUACUUGGACACCAGCCUUCAGGAGGACGAGAAUAUGCAACGCAUCCUGAAAACCUUCUACAGUAGCAUCGAAGUUCUGGAAGCCGACAUGGAGAAGGCACUGGCGCUACAGGCAGCACGCACAUUGUCGACAAAUGAGCAAAUUAAAUUGGAUAGUUACCUGGUGUAUUUGAAGAGCACAUUGUUUUGGAUAUACCUGAAACUGCAAGGUCUAGAUGUCUCGAAGCAUGGUGUGAUGCACGAUUUGAGUCGUACGAAGGAACUACUUGCCCGCGAUAAGGAAAUAAACGAUGCUCUGGCGGCGCCAAGACUGGAUAUGAAGGCUGCCAAGCGUUUCAUCGCAGCAGGAACCCACACGCGAUUUGUGGAUAUGGACGGCGUUAUGGUCACGGAAAAACAAUAUAAUAAAAGCCUACAAGAGACGACCAAAGAAUAAAAAUCACCAAGGGUUAAUUUGAUAGUAUAGCGGCCUAUUCCCUUCAAAAUUUUAGAUAAUAAGUCAACAAUAAGACAAUACAAAUCAAAAGCAUUCACUUUUA
Molecule: messenger RNA, 651 nt
Organism: Drosophila teissieri
Lineage: Eukaryota; Metazoa; Arthropoda; Insecta; Diptera; Drosophilidae
Gene: Rrp47
Product: nuclear nucleic acid-binding protein C1D
Exons: 2
Coding region: 66-548 (160 amino acids)
Biological process (GO): regulation of gene expression; maturation of 5.8S rRNA
Cellular component (GO): nucleolus; exosome (RNase complex)
Molecular function (GO): RNA binding; DNA binding
Source: RefSeq, a predicted model, not a curated record